Molecule: messenger RNA, 3894 nt
Organism: Linnemannia hyalina
Lineage: Eukaryota; Fungi; Mortierellomycota; Mortierellomycetes; Mortierellales; Mortierellaceae
Source: the annotation of a GenBank genome assembly
AUGGGUCACAAGGACAAGAUAAGUCUCCCCCGCUUGAGCUCUCCCUUAACACAGCUCAAGUCACACUACGAUGCGAUUGUGGUCGGUUCAGGAUACGGAGCAGCGAUUGCAGCUUCCCGUCUGGCCCGUAUGGGCAAGCGCGUCUGCAUCCUUGAGCGAGGCGAGGAACGUUGGCCUGGCGAGUACCCCGAGGAUACUUUGGAGGCGGCGAUGGAAGUGCAGUUCAAUGGCGAGCAUGGCCAUGAGGGCAAGCGGACGGGUCUUUAUGAGAUCCAUAAGAAUAAGGACCAGUGGGCCUUUGUUGCUUGCGGCUUGGGAGGAACAUCGCUGUUGAAUGCCAACACGGCCUUGAGGCCAGAGCCCCGUCUCUGGAACGACAAGGCCUGGCCCGAAGAGAUCACUCAGGACAAGGAACUUCUCGAGCAAUCCUUCCAGCACGCCAUCGACAUGCUCCAGCCUACUCCUUACCCCGAAGACUGGCCCGUCCUCCCCAAACUCGCCACUCUCGAGGCUCAGGCCAAGGGUGCAGGCGCCCACGACAAAUUUGUCCGCCCACCCAUCACCGUCCACUUCAAGGACGAACUCAACCCCGCUGGAGUCCACCAAAAGGCCAGCACCCUCACCGGCAACGAUACCACAGGAAUCAACGACUGGAGCAAAAACACCACUCUCCUCAACUACAUCCCCGACGCCUGGAACCACGGUGCCGAGAUCUAUACCUCCUGCAACGUUGUCCGCGUCGAGAAGGCCAAGAAGAAAUCCCACCAACCCGGACCCUACGUGGUCUACUUUGAGUGGCAGGAUGACAGCCGUGCCGUCUUCUUGCAUGAGCACGGUGCCAACAUUGCGCCCAUGUUUAUCACCGCCGACAUUGUUGUCUUGGGUGCUGGUGCUCUGGGCACUACUGAGGUAUUGUUGCGUUCGGCCAAGUGUGGACUCAAGACCUCUGACCAGUUGGGCAAGCAUUUCAGUGGAAACGGCGAUUUCCUCGCAUUCUCAUACAACGGCGAGACAUUGGUGAACGGAGUCUCGAUGGGAGACGAGGACCCCAAGGAUUUUAAGCAUGGCGUUGGCCCCGUCAUCACCGGCUUGAUCGACUACCGCGAUACCCCCAAUGUCAUGGACGGCUACGUUGUCGAGGAAGGAGCGAUCCCCUCCCAGGCUGCCUUGUUCCUCCGCACGAUCUACCAGGUCAUGAGCGAGCACUCCAGCAAGUCGCUCAAGACGGCGGAAAACCUCACCUUCCAGGAAAAGAUUCACAGGAACGCCCGUGAGCUGUCGUCGUAUGUUGCUGGUGUCUACCGCGGCGCGAUGGCCAACACCCAAACCUUCUUGGUUAUGUCGCACGACGAAGCUCGUGGAGAGUUGGCGUUGAGGGAUGAUCGUAUCCGUAUUGACUGGCCUGGUAUUGGAUCCAGCCGUGACUUCUCGCGCUUGGAUGGGCUCUUGGAGCCUCUGGCUGCGGCUGUUCGGGGUACCUAUGUUCGUGACCCUCUGACUGCUGCGACGGACGAGGCUGUUGUUACUGUUCACCCCAUUGGAGGCGCCAGUUUUGGACGCAAUGGAGCCGAAGGUGCAAUCAACCACAAGGGUCAGCUCUUCACUGGUCAGGGCGAGGAGGUCUAUGAAGGAAUUUAUGUCAUGGAUGGUGCUGUUAUGCCCAUAUCGUUGGGAGUCAACCCCUUCUUGACCAUCUCUGCCCUUGCCGAGCGCGCCUGUGCCCUUUUGGCUCGCGAUCACGGUUUGACCAUCAAGUACGCCCCCACCUUGGUCCCCCUCGACUUCAAGACCCCUCAGUUCCCUAUCGCUUACAACGAGGCGGAGGCCAACCCUGUGGCGUAUGCCUUGGCUCAGUCGCUCAAGAAGAACUCCCUCAACGAGGUUGCUGACAUUGGCGGAGAUGUCCGUGGUUUGAUUGUUGCAGAACCCUUCCCUAGCGACAGUAGCAACAGCAGUGGCAGCUCCUCGGGCGAGAAUGAGGCGACCCCCAACAGGGUCUUGCCCUCUGUCUUCUCAUCAUGGGGUGGUAACAAGAGCUCAUCCGACAAACCUGGCAGGGCCGAGAUCAAGAAGGCCGCUGCUGAGGCCAAGAAGAAGACCGGUGUUUCCUUCACAGAGUUGUUGAAGGGUCAUCUCUCGACCGUCAUCCUGACUGAGGACUUUGAGACUGCCGACAACCAGGCUCGUUCCUCGGGCUCGACCAUGAACGUCAUCUUGACUCUCUCGACGGGUCCCAUUGGAGAGUUCUUGAAGCACACUGAUCACCCUGCCAGAAUUGUCGGAACCGUCUCGUGCCGCGCCCUGUCGGACGAGCCCAUGAUGAUCGAGAGCGGUGUCUUUACCAUCUUCACCGGAACCGAGGAUGACCCUGCGGAUGAAUGUGCGAUCCUUUACAAGAUGAUUUUGCUUUGCACCUCGGGUGAGCGCUACCGAUUCGAGGGUCGCAAGCCUAUUACUUCGGGCCAUGUCCUCGAGGGCUGGAUCAAGCCUGCCAAGAUUCUGGUGACUGUGUUCAAGAUUGAGGACGGUGUCGAGACCGUCUUUGGACGCGGCAAGCUUGGAGAGCACGACGACGACUUCUUCACCCAAAUCUCUUCUUUCCGCGGCGAUAGCAACAGCCUGACGGACAACAUCAAGGCGAUCACGGAGUUUGGGGUGUCGACGAUUAGCGCAACGGUCAAGACUUACUUGCCCUUCUUGAACGAGCUCAAGUACCCCGAGGACUCGCACAAGCGCAAGGCGUACCCUCGUCAGCGUCCCCAGAAGACUGUCUUUGAUGUCCUCUCCUCCGAUGGCUUCAAGACCCGUUUGACCCGCUAUAAGGGCAAGAAGGGACCCGUCCUUCUGCUGCACGGUGCAUCGGUCAGCUCAGAGAUUUUCUCGACAGAGUUGAUCCCCCACAACCUGUGCGACUACCUCCUCGCCCACGACUACGACGUCUGGCUGUCCGACUGGCGCUGCUCCAUCCUCGUCGAGGACCACCGUCGUCAAUCCAACAUCUACGGUGGAGCACUCGACCACGCCGCCGCAAUCAAAAUUAUCCUCAAUGAGACCGGUGUCAAGAACAUCCAGGUCGUUGCCCACUGUGUCGGAUCCCUCACCCUCUGGGCUGGUCUCUUGAACGGCGACAUUGACGGUGUUGGAGCUAUCGUCUCGUCCCAAGUCGCUAACCGCCCCAUCAGCUCGACCGCUGAUCGUAUCAAGCAGUCUCUCCAGUUGGUCCCUCUCUUUGAGAAGGUCCUUGGCCAGGACGAGUUUGAUUGUGUUACCCACUCCCCUUCGGCGUCGUUGGAGGAACAAAAGGACGCCCAUGGCCUCAACACUCCCAAGAAGGUCACCCUCCUCGACCGAGCCAUCGACAACGCCCUCCGGUUCAUGCCCAUGCCCGUCCAGGAGUACUGCAACAACGCCAUCUGCCACCGAGCCUCAUUCUGUUUCGGCCUCCUCUGGGAACACGACAAGCUCUCCAAGAACAUCCACGACAACCUCGAGGAGAUCCUUGGAUCCAUCAACAUGGAGUCUCUCAAGACUCUCGUCAUGGGCUGGGCCAAGAAGCAGACUCUUACCAAUGUUGAGGGUCAGGAUCUGAGCACGCCCGAGAACUUGAAACGGUUGGAGAAUGUUCCUGUGUUGCUGAUCCAUGGUGCCAAGAACCAGGUUUUCAUUCCCGAGGCGACGUUGAAGACUAUUGAGGAGUUGAGGAACACCAAUUUGCCGAUGACCAACAUGACCUAUGACUACAAGAGUAUUUACAGGCGCGAGCUCAUCCCUGGGUAUGGUCAUUUGGAUUGUAUUGUGGGCGAUAAGGCGUAUUUGGAUGUUUAUCCUAUUAUCUUGAAGCAGUUGGAGGCUAACUUGGCCUCUACUGGCUACAACAUUGCCUCUGAGGAGUAA